Molecule: messenger RNA, 1654 nt
Organism: Striga asiatica
Lineage: Eukaryota; Viridiplantae; Streptophyta; Magnoliopsida; Lamiales; Orobanchaceae
Source: the annotation of a GenBank genome assembly
UUUGGAUAAUAUGGUUCAUCGCGGUUGAAUAGAAGAGAAUGAUAGUCCUGCCGAUGGAUCUCCUGGUGGUGAUAAUGUUGGUAAUAAUGGCGAUGUGUUAUGUGAUGCUCCAGAAAAUGGAGAAAUGUAGAUUGAUGCCAAUAUGAAAUCUGCUAUCAAACAAGCCAGUUUCUUGGAGGAAGGAACUUCGAAUUCUGUGGGAGUAAAGGACAUCAAGGAGGAAGAUCUUUCGGUUGCGUUGAAGGAACCUGAUUGUGCUUUCGAGACAGUACCAACGCUUAGUCAAGGACCCCUGAGUGAGAACGUUGUGUUUGAUGAGAGUGAAGGUGAGGCUGAUGUUAGUGAGAGUGAUGGAACAGAGCAAAUUGUCGAUCGUUUUGUGGGGAAAGAGAAGUCGUUGGCACUCAGGGUUUCGACAGGGUUGCGUGGUGGAGUGGAGAGUUGUGGAGUGUUCUACGGGAAUGACUCUUUCUUUUUGCUCUUCAGGCUUCACCAGAUGUUAUACGACAGAAUGAUGAGUGCAAAGUUACAUUCCUCAUCAUCUGCCAACAAAUGGAAGAUUUCAAAUGGUGCUAAUCAAACAGAUUCAUAUGCGGGAUUUAAGAAUGCUCUUCGUAGUCUCCUGAAUGGGUCCUUUGAUAAUGCAAAGUUUGAGGAUGAGUGCCGAGCCAUAUUUGGAGCUCAGUCAUAUGUCCUUUUCACAUUGGGCAAGCUCAUGCAUAAACUUGUCAAACAGCUACAAACUAUAGCAUCAGAUGAGAUGGACAACAAACUCCUCCAACUCUACUCAUACGAGAGAUCGAGAAAUACUAAAUUGUUCUCUGAUGAAGUUUACCAUGUCAACGCCCGUUUUCUUCUUCCGAACGACAACUUGUACCGGAUAGAAUGUUUACAUUAUCCAACGCGUCUGACUAUUCAACUGAUGAGAAACGAAAAUGAGAAGUUUGAAUCAAUUUCUGUUUCAAUGGACCCCGAAUUCGCAGAUUAUGUGAAGAAUGAGCUUCUCAUGGUUAUCCCCGAAAGAAUUUGGAAACUUGGGUUGUACUUGAAAAGGAACAAAAGGAAACUCUAUAAUGGAGAUGAAAGUUCUGACUUUGAGAAAGCCAUGGAAGGACUUGUAAUCCACAAUGGUGUGAAAAUGAAGGUGAAUAGCCUCACAAAGAAGGUCGCCUAUGUUUUGGCCACAGAAGACUUCAUGUAUCGGACGAAAGGAAGAAGACGUGUAUUAUAUCAAUAAGACCACCGCCAAAUGGCUCUUCCAAUGGCAACUCACAGACCUUCAAAUUUUUUAUCUUUCAGCAGCUGUGGAGGUUUUUGCUGUUUUUGCUCAAUCAUAUACAAAAACAAGCUCUUAACAGUUAGCAUAUUCUGGUGUAUACAUCUUCUAUCUGACGCCCAGAGGAUUUGAGUCGUGUUCUUAGUGAGAAGUAGACUAGAUUUACUCUCACAGACUUUAAUCUAAAAUGACCGUUUGGAUUUGAAUGUGAUGUGGGUACUGGUAUACAAGUAAAAUGGAGGAACCCUUUUUUUUUUUAAUUUUAUUUUCUCCUUUCGUUGGCUUUAAUUGAGGUCAGCCGAACGUAAAAUGUUCUGUGUACCCCUUCUCUCGUGUUUGGGUUGCAUAUAAAGGUUUGUGAUAGAAAGUAUUUAUAGG